AUGAAGGAUAUUCAGUCUGAGCAAAGACAUCUGAGAAUCCAUACUGGAGAGAAACCGUUUUCAUGUGUACAGUGCUCAAAGACAUUUUUAGCCUUUUCAGAUUUAAAGAAGCAUCUAAGAACCCAUACUGAAAACUUAAAAAGACACCUGACAAUCCAUAGUGGCGGCGAAAAACAGUAUUCCUGUGUACAAUGCUCAAAGGCAUUUUCCAGUGCUUCAGAUUUAAAGAAGCAUCUCAGAACCCAUACUGGCGAGAAACCGUAUUCAUGUGAACAUUGUUCAAAGGCGUUUUCCCAUCUGCAAAGAUUAAAAUCUCAUCUGAGAACCCAUUCUGGCGAGAAACCGUAUUCAUGUGAACAUUGUUCAAGGGCAUUUACCAACGCUUCAGAUUUAAAGAAACAUCUGAGAACCCAUACUGGCGAGAAACCGUAUUCAUGUCUAGGUUGUUCAAGGGCAUUUUCCAGUGCUUCAGAUUUAAAGAAACAUCUGAGAACACAUACUGGCGAGAAACCGUAUUCAUGUGAACAUUGUUCAAAGGCUUUUUCACACAUUUUUAACCUAAAAUCACAUCUGAGAACCCACUCUGGCGAGAAACCAUAUUCAUGUGAACAUUGCUCAAAGGCUUUUUCCCACGUUUCUAGCCUAAAAUCACAUCUGAGAAUUCAUUCUGGUGAGAAACCGUAUUCAUGUGAACACUGUUCAAAGGCAUUUUCUCAACAUUUUGGUCUAAAAUCACAUCUGAUAACCCAUUCUGGCGAGAAACCGUAUUCAUGUGAACAUUGUUCAAGGGCAUUUUCCCACCUUUGUAGCCUAAAAGCACAUCUGAGAACCCAUACUGGCGAGAAACCGUAUUCGUGUGAAUAUUGUUCAAGGACAUUUUCCAGUGCUUCAGAUUUAAGGAAGCAUCUGAGAACCCAUACUGGCGAGAAACCGUAUUCAUGUGAACAUUGUUCAAGAUCGUUUUCCCACCAUUGUAGCCUAAAAUCACAUCUGAGAACCCAUACUGGCGAGAAACCGUAUUCGUGUGAAUAUUGUUCAAGGGCAUUUUCCAGUGCUUCAGAUUUAAGGAAGCAUCUGAGAACCCAUUCUGGCGAGAAACCGUAUUCAUGUGAACAUUGUUCAAAGGCAUUUCCCAGUGCUUCAGAUUUAAAAAAGCAUCUGAGAACCCAUACUGGCGAGAAACCGUAUUCAUGUGAACAUUGUUUAAAGGCAUUUACCAACGCUUCAGAUUUAAAGAUACAUCUAAGAACCCAUACCGGCGAGAAACCGUAUUCGUGUGAAUAUUGUUCAAGGGCAUUUUCCAGUGCUUCAGAUUUAAAGAAGCAUCUGAGAACCCAUACUGGCGAGAAACCGUAUUCAUGUGAACAUUGUUUAAGGGCAUUUACCAACGCUUCAGAUUUAAAGAUACAUCUAAGAACCCAUACCGGCGAGAAACCGUAUUCAUGUGAACAUUGUUCAAUGAAAUUUUCUCAACUAGGAAACCUGAAAGUGCACUUGAGAACCCAUAGUGGCGGAAAGCCUUUUUCCUGAGAAGAAAGGAGUUUUCUCAAUUUGCACACCUGAAAGAGCAUUUGAGAACCCACAUUGACUUUAAAAAAAAUAAACAAACAAAUAAAUACUAUGGCCGUUAUAACAAAAU
Uloborus diversus is the source of this 1639-nucleotide messenger RNA. RefSeq names its product zinc finger protein 271-like. Bases 1 to 1530 code for a protein of 509 amino acids. Gene Ontology annotation, molecular function: DNA-binding transcription activator activity, RNA polymerase II-specific; RNA polymerase II cis-regulatory region sequence-specific DNA binding. The transcript has 3 exons. Gene Ontology annotation, biological process: regulation of transcription by RNA polymerase II. NCBI's taxonomy places the organism in Eukaryota, Metazoa, Arthropoda, Arachnida, Araneae, Uloboridae. The record is from RefSeq and is a predicted model, not a curated record. Gene Ontology annotation, cellular component: nucleus.